Molecule: messenger RNA, 279 nt
Organism: Mesorhabditis belari
Lineage: Eukaryota; Metazoa; Nematoda; Chromadorea; Rhabditida; Rhabditidae
Source: the annotation of a GenBank genome assembly
AUGCAACUGCAGUUCAGAGAGAUAAGGAACCAAAUUUCGUCGAACCGUCGAGGUCUCAGUCUGGAAACGAGCGCUGUACCACUUGGCGCUGUACCACUUGACGCUGUACCACUUGACGCUGUACCACUUGGCGCUGUACCACUUGGCGCUGUACCACUUGGUGCUGUACCACUUGGCGAUGUACCACUUGGUGCUGUACCACUUGGCGAUGUACCACUUGGCGAUGUACCACUUGGCGAUGUACCACUCUACAGUGCUGUUGAACCAAAUUUAGAGAGA